This is a messenger RNA of Papaver somniferum (opium poppy), 1188 nucleotides long. RefSeq names its product adenylyl-sulfate kinase 3-like. The record is from RefSeq and is a predicted model, not a curated record. Bases 176 to 901 code for a protein of 241 amino acids. The transcript has 7 exons. Lineage: Eukaryota; Viridiplantae; Streptophyta; Magnoliopsida; Ranunculales; Papaveraceae. Gene Ontology annotation, molecular function: adenylylsulfate kinase activity; ATP binding. Gene Ontology annotation, biological process: sulfate assimilation.
GCUACGUUUACCGAAUCAAUCCUCUCCAUUUCUGGAUCAUUUAUUAACAAAUUCCUUCCGUCUCUCUCUUCACCUGACUGCCCAGCCCGUGUGUUUUGAGUAUCAGGAACAAAAAAAAGAGGAGGAGGGAAGGGAAGAAUAAUUCAGGGUUUUGUUUCAGGUGACUACCUCUGUGAUGUCUACAGUAGGAAAUUCUACAAAUAUUUUCUGGCAUGAAUGCGGGGUUGGAAAACCUGACAGGCAGAAGCUGCUAAAUCAGAAGGGAUGUGUUGUAUGGAUUACGGGUCUUAGCGGAGCAGGAAAAAGUACGGUAGCAUGCUCACUAGGUAGAGAACUACACAACAGAGGAAAGCUCACAUACGUGCUUGAUGGUGACAAUGUUAGACAUGGUUUGAACAAGAAUCUUGGGUUUUCAGCGGAAGAUCGUGCAGAAAAUAUACGUAGGGUCGGGGAAGUAGCAAAGCUCUUUUCUGAUGCGGGCUUAAUAUGUAUUGCUAGUUUAAUUUCUCCUUACAGAAAGGAUCGCGAUGCUUGCCGUGCUUUAUUGCAAGAUGAUAAUUUUAUCGAGGUUUUUAUGAAUACGUCUCUAGAAGUUUGUGAGGAAAGGGAUGCAAAAGGCCUCUACAAGCUUGCACGUGCUGGGAAAAUUAAAGGUUUUACAGGGAUAGAUGAUCCAUAUGAACCACCUCUGAAUUGUGAGAAAAGAACAAAUGGAAUCAUCUUGUCAAUCCACGGGAAUGGGAUCCUAGGAACUUGUAAAACAAAAAUAACUUUUUCCUGUACGAGUGUGACACAUACCCAUGUUAUGUCAAUUGUCAAGGCAGUGCAACGUUCAUUCGGAAACACGGUCUCGGUUGCAUUGCGUUCAGAUUUGUUAGGCAUUCUUCUUGCAAUUUCAUAAUUGGAGGGAAUUUGUCUAGUUAACAAAAUCAGUAAUGUACCAAUAAAACGUAUAGCAAGAACAUGAUAAGUUUAUCCCAAGCUAACAUGGGCUAGCGACUAAAUCUACUUGUAGUGCAAAAGGUGAUAUGUUAAUGAUUCGUUUGCUGGAAUGUUCCGAAUCAUUAGUUAACUAAACUAGGAAAUAACACAGGACACUUUCUCAAGUCAAAUUUCUCGCUAGCUAUUUUGUAUCUAUUAAAACCUUCCUAUAUUUUGCAUUAUCUUGUGUUAUUCCUUUUCCUUAUA